AUGAAUCUCUUCAAUACUUCCUUGAUGACGAAUUACGCCCAGGCCAAGCCAGGGCCCAUCAACUUCCUCCCGGCCAUCACCUCCCUGGAAUCGAGCUACAAGGACCGCUUUCCACAUCGCAACCUGACCCACACGUUGAGCCUGCCCUGGAGGCCCAACACCUACUACCGCGUGGCCUCCGACUUCCCGACCCUGGGCGCCUACUGUGCCCGGGCGCAGCGGGUGGGCGAGAGCACCGCGUUGCCCUUCGUGUCCAACAGAACCACGCUCUUCACCAAGUACACACAUGACGACUGGUACAAGUCCAGCUACGCCAGCUUCCAGGAAUCCAACACAUUCAGACACAACUCUGAGAAGCUCCGAGUGGACACUUCCCGCCUCAUUCAGGAAAAGUACCAGCAGAUCCGGAAAACCCAGGUGGACACCACCCAGAACCUGGGGGAACGAGUCAACGACAUCGCCUUUUGGAAGUCUGAAAUCAUCAAUGAGCUGGAUGAGAUGAUCGCAGAGACCAAUGCCCUGACCGACAUAAGGAGACGGCUGGAGAGGACAUUAUCCGAGACAGAAGCCCCUCUGCAGGUCACCCGAGAAUGUCUAUUUCAUCGAGAGAAGAGAAUGGGAGUUGAUCUAGUUCAUGAUGAUGUUGAAAGAGAAUUGUUGACAGAACUUGAUACUAUUCUGUGCUGCCAAGAGAGAAUGAAGUUGCACUUGGAUAAAGCUAUUGCUCAACUUGCCUCUAACAGAGGAGCCCAGCAUGAGCUGGAGAAGGACCUGAGUGACAAACAGACAGCCUAUAGGAUAGAUGACAAAUGCCACCACCUGCGCAACACUUCAGAAGGCAUCGCCUUCUUCCGAGGGGUGGAGAACAUCGAUGCCACGAUCUCCGUGCCUGAGUCAUGGGCCAAAUUUACGGAUGACAACAUUCUCCGCUCCCAGAAUGAGCGGGCAGCCUCUGCCAAGAUGAGAGAAGAGACAGAAACCUUGCUGACUGUGACCACCAACGAGAUGUGGAAUCAGUUCAAUAAGGUGAACUGGUCCUUCACCAAGCGCAUUGCUGAGAUCGGAGAAGCUAAGAGCAAGAUUCAGGUCCACUUAGCAAAGAUUCUGCAGGAGAUCUUCCAGACAGAAAUGACCAUUGAGUCCAUUAAGAAGGCCAUCAAGGAGAAGUCGGCCUUCCUGAAGGUGGCCCACACCAGGCUGGACGAGCGGACCAGGAGACCCAACAUAGAGCUGUGCCGAGACAUGGCUCAACUACGCCUUGUUAACGAGGUCUACGAGGUGCAUGACACCAUCCAGACCUUGCAGCAGCGCCUGCGGGAGGCAGAAGACAGCCUGCAGGCACUGGUCCACACCAAAGCCACCCUGGAGCACGACCUGGCCGUCAAGGCCAACACGCUGUACAUUGACCAGGACAAAUGCAUGAGCAUGCGCAGGAGCUUCCCCAGCACCCUUCGGCUGGUCGGCUUCUGCUAG
Molecule: messenger RNA, 1473 nt
Organism: Perognathus longimembris pacificus (Pacific pocket mouse)
Lineage: Eukaryota; Metazoa; Chordata; Mammalia; Rodentia; Heteromyidae
Gene: Tekt3
Product: tektin 3
Exons: 7
Coding region: 1-1473 (490 amino acids)
Biological process (GO): cilium movement involved in cell motility; cilium assembly
Cellular component (GO): nucleus; microtubule cytoskeleton; sperm flagellum
Source: RefSeq, a predicted model, not a curated record